UGCGACUCCAGCGCCGGAGGUGCUCACGCUGCCAGCGGGCGGGAAAGCGAGAUCUCGCGAGGUUUCGACAGAGGGCGGCGGGGGCUAGGGGGCGUCGCUCGGUUUGUUGGCGCUGAGUUGGUAGAACAAUAGGCGCGUCAGCGGCGGCCGGCGCGUGCACGGAGAAGAGGUAUUUUAAAUAUUUUUAGUGGAUGAUGGAACAUCUCCCUUGUAAUGUCCAGCAAUAAACUCAUCUGGUGGUGUCUAGCUACCUCGUUCAUUACAAGUGGCAGUAAAAUGAUCCUGUUCUGAGCAAUUCCAUUUAUUGUUACACCAUCUGGAUUCAGGGGCUACUUUGCAGAGGAAUGUGGGCCACUAAACGCUUGUGUAGCAUCCAAAGGCAAUGGCCUCGUUUGAAAGAGGAUGGACUGCAUGGUAACAUAUUUUUUAAACUUCAGCAGUUUUGGACUGGUGUUCUGGGUUACUGCAGUCUAAGAGCCACACAUGUUAAAUCCACAUAUAAUGUACAGAAUGAAUGGCUGAUAAUGGACAUGGCAACUGCUGUUGUUGCUGAGGAAGUUAAAACAGCCUGUGGGAAAGGGCCCAAAGCAACAUAUGAUGGAAGACAACUCAUGAUGGAAGCAAAAAUGAAACAUCUCAACCUAUCAUUUGCAGCUUGUGGGUUUCUGGGUAUAUACCACUUGGGGGCAGCAUCUGCUCUUUGCAGACAUGGUAAGAAGUUACUGAAGGUUGUGAAGGCUUUUGCAGGAGCUUCUGCAGGAUCACUGGUUGCCACAGUUCUGUUAACAAUGCCAGAAAACAUAGAGGAAUGCGAGGCGUUUACCUAUAAGUUCGCAGAGGAAAUUAGAAGACUGUACUUUGGUGCAGUGACACCAGGUUACGAUUUCAUGACAAGACUUAGGGCUGGUAUAGAGUCUUUUCUUCCUUCUAAUGCUCAUGAGAUAGCAGAGAAUCGUCUCUAUGUAUCAAUCACCAACACUAAAAAUGGAAAAAAUUAUUUGGUUUCAAAUUUUGCCUCCAGGGAGGACCUCAUUAAGGUCCUCCUAGCCAGUAGUUUUGUGCCAGUGUAUGCAGGAAUUAAAGCAGUGGAAUAUAAAGGAGAGAAAUGGAUUGAUGGUGGCCUUACCAACGGCCUCCCUAUUCUGCCUGAGGGAAGAACAGUCACUGUUUCUCCUUUCAGUGGUCGAUUAGAUAUCUGUCCACAAGACAAAGGACAUGUAGAUCUCUAUAUUAAAGUUGCAAAGCAAGACUUAAUGUUGUCUGUGGCCAACCUGGUAAGACUUAAUCAAGCUUUAUUCCCACCAAGCCAGAAGAAGAUGGAAUUACUGUACCAAAAUGGAUUUGAUGAUGCUGUACAUUUUCUACUAAAGGAAAACUGGUUUGAGUAGAUUAUGUGCAUGGAAAAUUAACAAUGUCUGAUAGCUGUCAAAACAAAGUACAUGUGUCACACCGAACCCAAGAUAUUGCUGCCAUGCUUUUUGUUUAUUAAAAUACAAAUGCCAGAGGUAUUUCAUCUGUCAGGAAAGUAUACAGGUACUUUGGCUGAAAUUUGUCAGCAUGUCAAAAUGGAAAAGUGUACUUACAUGGUAAAAGGAUCUGCUGUUUCAAAUAGGUGUAAUAGUAAAAUCUAUUAAAAUUAAGAGAAGAUUGUCAUUUAGGAUGUACGGUACAGACUAGUGUAUUAUUUCAUGAAAUACUGAAAAUGUGAUUGCUGACAGCAAUCACAUCUGAGAUACUCAUUCAAGUUGUGUCCUGAAAAUUUGCACUGUAUCUAAUUCUCUUAAGCUUUGAAUAGUUGUGUACUUUCUCUGUUAAUCUUAUUUUUGUGCACAGUAGUUGACUGGUUGUAAUGCUUCAAGCAUGAACUCUAAUUACAAAGAGAUUGUGAGAAACAAAAUAAUUUAAGUGCAUUUCUUUAAUUAUAAUACAUGUGCUUAUUCACCAUUAGAACUUUUAAAUCUUUAAAUCAGUCCCAGGACUUUUAAAAUCCUGAAAUACCCAUCCAUUUCAAAAUUUAAGAAUAUUUUUUUCUGUAAAAUCUGUGGGAAAGAAGAUUGCACCAGAUAUAAUUAUUUAUUUAUGCAGUGGUUCUUUGUCUACUAAAUUUUAAUAAAGUAAUUUAUGUUUGGAACUUUGUCAGGUAUUUAUUUUGUUGUAAAUAUCUCAGUACUAUGGUGUUAUACUUCAUUAAUCCAUUUUGGACAAAAUGAUCGAUAUUUAUUUUUUAAAAGUUUGCAUAAAUGCAUGGUUUUCCCCCUCACUGAGGGCAUAACCUGCACCACUGAAGCUAACAGAAGUUUUUCCGUUUACUUAAAUGGGAGCAGGAUGAAGUCCCAAGGGCGUAAGAGGUCCCUAAUAACUUUUUUAGUGAAUAUUUUAUGGAAAUUAAGAGGCAACAUUUUUAAGACUUAAUCUGAAAUAUUCUGCUGAGAUCAGCAGAUCUCAAAUGUUAGUAUUUAGAGAUUCAAAUCAUACAUUUCCAACUAUAGUCUAGUCCAAUAUCUAUCCAUAUCUUUAAAAUAUUAUUUGACAUGAGGCUAUUUAAAAAAAACUAAACUGAUUUCGGCAAGAAUUCUUUGAAAAGCUCUGACAGUUGGUUUUUUCAGUAAAAUCUAUUCUGUUAGCGUUGGCAGAGACAUAAUGCCAGUUCCUGAGGGUCUCAACUCCCAUUGGAGUUAAUUAGAAUUCAGGUAGCUCAAUAACAGAUUCAAAUUCUGAAGACUUUUCUGUUGACUUCAUUGGUUGAAGGAUCAAGCCUUUACCCUUUAUAUUAUGAAAUGGUCACAAGUCUUUUUUAUAUUUAUGUAUGCAUUUUCAGUAACAUUCCUUGUUCUUUAAAAAAU
This is a messenger RNA of Chelonoidis abingdonii (Abingdon island giant tortoise), 2843 nucleotides long. It is a transcript of the gene PNPLA4, whose product is annotated as patatin like domain 4, phospholipase and triacylglycerol lipase. Gene Ontology annotation, biological process: triglyceride catabolic process; lipid homeostasis. The record is from RefSeq and is a predicted model, not a curated record. NCBI's taxonomy places the organism in Eukaryota, Metazoa, Chordata, Testudines, Testudinidae. Gene Ontology annotation, cellular component: lipid droplet; cytoplasm; membrane. Gene Ontology annotation, molecular function: retinyl-palmitate esterase activity; triacylglycerol lipase activity.